This is a messenger RNA of Trichechus manatus latirostris (Florida manatee), 435 nucleotides long. RefSeq names its product cytochrome c oxidase subunit 6C. The transcript has 4 exons. NCBI's taxonomy places the organism in Eukaryota, Metazoa, Chordata, Mammalia, Sirenia, Trichechidae. Bases 79 to 306 code for a protein of 75 amino acids. The record is from RefSeq and is a predicted model, not a curated record.
GCGCCUGCGCGUUGCUGACGACUCGCCCGGUUCUCCAUCAGUCCAGAAGGACGUUGGUGUUGAGGGAGAAGAACCACCAUGUCUUCCAGUGUUUUGGCAAAACCGCAGAUGCGAGGCCUUCUGGCCAAGCGACUGCGAUUUCAUAUUAUUGGAGCAUUCGUUAUGUCCCUGGGGGUUGCAACUUUCUAUAAGUUUGCAGUAGCUGAACCAAGAAAGAAGGCAUAUGCAGAUUUUUAUAGAAAUUAUGAUUCCAUGAAGGAUUUUGAGGAGAUGAGGAAAGCUGGUAUCUUUCAGAGUGCAAAAUGAUUUUGGAAUGUAAAGAAUUUCUUUGGAUUGAGUUCCAUGAAAGUUGUCACUGACCUGUGUUCCUGAACCAUGACUGUGUGGGCUAAGGAAUAAUUUCUUGUUGGUAAAUAAACAAUACUUUGGACAGUA